Molecule: messenger RNA, 1368 nt
Organism: Arachis ipaensis
Lineage: Eukaryota; Viridiplantae; Streptophyta; Magnoliopsida; Fabales; Fabaceae
Source: RefSeq, a predicted model, not a curated record
UUCUGCAGCACUGGCAUGGUUGUACCGGUGCAUGUGCCGAUUGGCGAACAGACAUGUUGUCAAGCUAGCGGCCCACUUCAGCUACUUCAGUCAUGGAUCUUCUGGCGAUUUUCUCGGUUUAGGCCUGCACGGUAUGAGACGUUCAGCUGGCCAUUGGCCUCGAGGUGGUCCGGGUACAACCCUUCCGGUAGCGAGAAGGGUCCUAGAGUGCAGAUGUGGAGGCUGAGGAUAGACCGGUUACAGGACAGGGAGGUUGUGCAUCCAGAGGCUUUGGAGCCUUGGCAUAUGGCUUUGUGGCGGUCUGUGACGUCGCUGAUCUACUUUGCCGUCAUAGAGUGGCAUCAGAUAGACCGGGUUCUUCCGCAGUUCAGAGGGGUGCAGCUCCGUCCGAAUCCUGCCCUGAACAUCGACUUUCUGAUGUCGAAGGACGGCAGAGGCGGUGAUCGAUGGUUUCCGUACCAUUUGCAGAAGUGGCAUCUAUAUUGGGACGACCGUGCGGAGACCGUGCUGAGGUUCGAUGUUGUUGCCGACCCUGGACCGUCGCAUGAGUUCCUUGAGUGGUGGACUCAGCAUGGAAAGAGGUUCCUGUCUCCGGAUAUGCACUUGAGGGAUCCGAGAGCCGUUCCUAUUCCAGUUGAGGCCUCACAGCGGGGUGCUGGGCGAGUUCCUGACAUGGAUCGUCCUGAGGACGUGCCGGACAGGCGGCGGGUUGAGAGGAGAGCUCGUGUGGGGACACGACGGAGCCAGCAUGACUGGAGAUGGCUUGAGCAUGCUAUGGACGAUGAUGACGAUGCGGGUCCCGCUGGAGGCGGACGACGAGGCCAGAGAGGGAUGCGGAGAGGGCGUGGUGCAGCGGAGCACCCUGGUUGUGACGAGGACGACGAUGACGACGAUCAGCAUGGGCCCGUGGGCGGGGAUGGUGCAGGGGCAGUAGCAGUUACUGGUGUUAGUACCCACGAUGGCGGACAUGGAGGUGAGUGGUAUGGGUCAGGUAUGGGUGACGGGGCUGACCCUGGUGACGCUCGACUCGGGUCGGGGCCUCUGGGAGAUUACUUCGUUGGUGUACCCGCCGAUGACCAGCCUCAGUAGGAGGGUACCCCAUGGGUUAUUCCGGGAUCACAGUGGUCAGACUUCCUUGCCUCAGAUACGCUUGAUGCGGACUUCGGGGGUCAGCAGUUUUUAGAGGAGAUUACCACCAUCAUGCAGGAGGACAUGUCGGCCCGGAGACGUGGUCAGACCUCCGGCACGCAGGCACCUUUAGAUGUCGAUCUGAACGAGCCUCCUACGACAUCCGUUGCCGACCAUUUUGGUUUGGGAGGUACCCUACCCUCCGCCUACACUGCUGCAUCACAUUCAGUUGCCGGGCCG